CCUGUCAUAGAGCAUAUCGUCCGUGCUAGAUUACGAACAUUUGGUGUAGAGGAACAUCGCUUCCUACAAGAGUUUAAUGAUGUGGGUUCAGAGUGGUACAUUUACGAUAUUGGUGGCAGUAGAUUUGAAGCUAUUAUCUUCCUUGCACCCCUGUCAUUCAACCAAGUCCUCGAAGAAGACAGACAGGCCAACCGACUAGUAGAGGACUCAAUAUACCUCUGGAACGAAGUUUGCUCGAAUCCUCUCCUCGCGCGUGCGAACAUCAUCCUGUUCCUCAACAAAAUAGACAUUCUACAGAAAACUCUCGCGGCGGUGAUCAAACUGGCAACCUACGUGCCGAGUUUUGGAAGCACACCUAACGACCUGGAAAACCUAACGAAAUAUUUU
This is a messenger RNA of Suillus bovinus, 387 nucleotides long. Its product is annotated as guanine nucleotide binding protein, alpha subunit. The transcript is spliced from 3 exons. The annotation marks the transcript as partial. The record is from RefSeq and is a predicted model, not a curated record. Gene Ontology annotation, molecular function: G-protein beta/gamma-subunit complex binding; G protein-coupled receptor binding; guanyl nucleotide binding. Gene Ontology annotation, cellular component: heterotrimeric G-protein complex. NCBI's taxonomy places the organism in Eukaryota, Fungi, Basidiomycota, Agaricomycetes, Boletales, Suillaceae. Gene Ontology annotation, biological process: adenylate cyclase-activating G protein-coupled receptor signaling pathway.